Triticum aestivum (bread wheat) is the source of this 2402-nucleotide messenger RNA. RefSeq lists its product as uncharacterized. Bases 251 to 619 code for a protein of 122 amino acids. The transcript is spliced from 2 exons. Lineage: Eukaryota; Viridiplantae; Streptophyta; Magnoliopsida; Poales; Poaceae. The record is from RefSeq and is a predicted model, not a curated record.
CCUUGUCCUCCUCCUGAUCCAGUGCUCUCCCCGCCCCUCCCACCCACCGCCGUCCUCCUCACCCGUCGCCGCCGACCUUGUCCGUCCCUCCCCUCACCAUCUCACCCUACCCUAUGCCCCAGAUCAAGUCGAGCAGGUCGGCAUCGCAUCUCGUCGCGGCAUCCCAUCGAUCCACGGCCAGAUCCGCCACCUCGACCCGCUCCUUGUCCCACCCACCCCGAUCGGAGGGAGUUGGCCCUUGCGGAGCGGCAUGGACUCAGCGAUGCUCUCGCUCACCUGCGCGGGCCUCGGGGCCGGGGAGGAGGAUGACGACGGAGGCAUCGUCGGCUAUGUCAAGGGAGACCACUGCCUCGAUACCACCCCUACUCUCCUCGCCUUUCCCUGUCAAGGGAAACCAAUGUCGCUGGAGGCGCAUGGCCCCGGCGGCGACCGGCCGGAGAAGCCGCGCCGCUACGAGGUCACGAAGAUGAGGAGCCCCUGCUACUCCUUCCGUCCCGCCCACCACACGCUCCAGGUCAUUGUUGUGAAGGCCGCCACGGGAAAGCGUGGGGGAUUUGGCACAAGGCAGGUGAUCGAGUCUAUGCUCUCUCCUCCAUGGAAAGGCCUAAAUUCAGCUUGACAGAGAGCACACGAAUGUUUUCAUAGUGUGUUUAGGUUGUGGAACUUAUAGUUAGAAGGUUUAGAAAAUGUUAGUCGAGCUAACUAUUCACAAUCUGAAGUAACUUUAACUUGGUACAAAAUUGGUCUGAUAUUAGUUUUAUAUCACAAAAGUAGGGAGGUUCCUACUGCUUAUUAGUAUCACCUUCGGAUUAUUACUGCGUUGAGUUCACCACUGUACUGAUUAUCAUGGCGAGCAUUUGUUUAAUCACUAGAAUACAUUGUCUGUUGGGAACUCUAUUUACCUUACCUUACAUGUACAAUGUACAAUGUCAGUUUGUGUAAUAUUACAAAUGUCUGUGAGGGUCCUUUGUGCUACUACUAUAAUUUCAUUCAUGAAUUCUGCACAUAGAAUUUUCAUCGUGCUAUAAAAUUGCUUGUGUCUAAAUCUGUUUGUCAUUGCUAGUGAGAAGUCAAUUAUUGCUGGUGUGUCCAGGAUUCUAUUUCUGUCAUCUAAAAUAUGUGUUAAUUCUGAUACAACGUAAAGAGCUAUGUGAGCCCUCCUGGAAGGGGAUUCGGUUGGACCACUGAUUGACCUCCCCAUAGACUUUGACCCAAGGUAAACAUGAAUUUGCUUUUGUUGUUGCUACAAAUGUCAUGGGAGUCUUGUUGAGAAUAUUUUGUGAGUAAACCCUGUGGUAACAAAACCAUAUGUCAUGGGAGUGUGACAUGUACUGUCUGUGAAUGCCUGUGAUUGGAUUAUUGGAUAUCUGUUGAUUAUAUGUCCUUAUCCAUCAUAGCCUGCUUGUUCUUGCAAGCAUUAUUAGUUGGGUUGUGUAGGUGCCAAAUUCUGCUUCUGGAUUAGUCUAUUGUUCUCCUGAGAUCCUCUUUUUUCCUACAUUGUCUGUUGUUUGGAUGGGCCGCUAUCAUAAGUCCAUGAGCCGGAGCGCUCACUGCUCGACCAUUUCUUUACUGAACUGGAAGCAACAGAGGCAGACAGAGGCAAGAUAUUUGAAACAAGCUGAAGUCCUUUUGAUCUUGAUUGCUAGCAUACACAUGCAACCUGAUUGGUGAUGUUACUGUAGAUAUGAUGUAUGUUCAGUGCUUACUAUAUUUUGAUGUCAUGCAUGUUACCUUCGUUUCUGUCUAUGCCUUCUUUAGUGUUUUGCCAGCUAACUAGUCUAUUGGGUGUUUUGAAAUAUGCAGAUGCAUGUAAGCAUGGUUGCUGGCAAUCUGGCACAUCAUAUCAGUCUUAUCCCUUGUUCUGUCAUUAGCAUACACUACAGUUUGGUGCUGAUUUUGCGGUGAUAUGAACUUGCAACAGUAUUACAUUGUAGUGUUUUCUACAUGUUAUCAUAUCACUAGUGUCAUGCUGCCUUCACAUUUGAAUCUAUUACUUGUUUUUGUUUUUAUCAUUGAUUAGUAUAAAUUGUUGUAUUGUAGACUUAAAAUUGUGGUGGUUCCGCUUUUACAGAAGCUCAAGUGUGAAGUGUGAAGUGUGAAGCAAGUGUGAAGUCGUGAAGUACUACUCAGUGAAGAGUAGCAUACUAUAGCAUAUUUGUGUUGUAAAGAUUGUAAUAGAUUUAUUUAGUGGUAAUUUGAUGGAUUUUAUGUGUUCUUUGUUCUAUUUGAAAUAUUGAUUAUGUAUGUGGUUUGAAAACUGGUGAAAUGGAAACUUGACAAGUGGGGCUACUUAUGAAAAUAAUCUUUCUAAUUUGUACAUUUCUGACAUGUGGGACCAAUUUGAGAGAUGAACAUGACAAGCGGGACCCAUCUGACUAGUGGGAACCAGCUUGAAUAUAUAA